Molecule: messenger RNA, 1215 nt
Organism: Batrachochytrium dendrobatidis JAM81
Lineage: Eukaryota; Fungi; Chytridiomycota; Chytridiomycetes; Rhizophydiales
Exons: 4
Coding region: 94-1164 (356 amino acids)
Biological process (GO): deoxyribonucleotide biosynthetic process
Molecular function (GO): oxidoreductase activity
Source: RefSeq, a predicted model, not a curated record
CAGCAUUCUCUUUCUGAUUCCACUAAUUUUGAAAAUAAUCCUAAUACUUCAACUGAACCGUCUAAUGCCAAAUCCCAUAUUGCCAAGAACGACAUGACUGAACUGAGUCUUCGCUCAUUAACACUUUCAGACACUACUGAUGAGCCCUUGCUUAAACCUAAUCCUAGGCGCUUUGUAUUGUUUCCUAUCCAGUUCAAUGAGAUCUGGCAGGCUUAUAAGAAUCUGGAGGCCAACUUUUGGAGCGCUGAAGAAGUGGAAAUGUCCGAUGAUUUGAAUGGCUUUGAACAGCUGUCUCGCAAGGAGCAGUCUUUAAUGCUACAGAUCACCAGCAUUCUCUGUAUGGGAUGUGGGCUAAAUAACGAGGCCAUCCUUUCUCGCUACUCGGAUGAAAUCCAAAUCCCUGAAGCUCGCUGCUUUUUUGGAUUCCAACUCAUGCAAAAGAACAUCCACUCGGAACUUUCCAUGGUUAUUCUUGACAUGUUUUCUGAAUCUGAAAAACAGCGUGAUGAUCUUUUGGAUGUGAUUCAACAACUUCCAAGUCGUACAAUGUGGACCGAGUGGGCUCGUACUCACAUGACUCGCUCUGAAGAGCCCUUUGCUCUACGAGUAACCAGUCUUGCCAUUUUCCAAGCCAUUCAUCAGGUUUCACUUCGUGAUAUUAUUGCUUUUAUUGCUGGUCCUGAGACAUCGACUCUUCCCGUCACCAGUUCCGAGUCUCAUCUAUUGCACGGUGUUGUUCACGCUAUGCACAAGAUCCAUCACGAUCAAUUACAAUAUCUUUCUUUCCUUGCUCUUAUUCAAUCUAACCUUGUUCGUCGUGCAGACACUCAAUUGGUUCAUCUUAUGGCUCGUGCAGCUGUUGCAGCCGAGCACACGCUCAUUGACGAUGUGUUCAAUCUUUCGACUGGAAAUAUCUUGCUUUGUGGAAAAAUAGUGCCAAAGGAAGCACUCAAGGGUAGAAUAGAGUUUUUGACUGACAUGUGUCUAACCACCAUGGGAUACCCUGCCAUGUAUCAUGUGCAAGAUCCCAUACCAUGGAUCUCGGUUUUACAUGUGCGUGAAGCCAAAAAAGGCAGCGCAGAUACACAUACAACUCAAACUGUUGUGUCUGCAAAACCCAACAUGCAAGAAGACCAUGCAUUCACUGUUGAUGAAGAUUUCUAAAUCGAUUUUCCUAUUGCUUUUUUUUGUGAAUGAACCUUUAUGAUUUAACCU